Molecule: messenger RNA, 1638 nt
Organism: Penicillium daleae
Lineage: Eukaryota; Fungi; Ascomycota; Eurotiomycetes; Eurotiales; Aspergillaceae
Product: Zn(II)2Cys6 transcription factor
Exons: 1
Coding region: 1-1638 (545 amino acids)
Biological process (GO): positive regulation of transcription by RNA polymerase II
Cellular component (GO): nucleus
Molecular function (GO): zinc ion binding; transcription cis-regulatory region binding; DNA-binding transcription factor activity, RNA polymerase II-specific
Source: RefSeq, a predicted model, not a curated record
AUGUCACAGACUAGUGGCAAUCACCAUCCGGAACAGUGGAAUUCAGUGACCUCCCGCCGAAGGAAGCAGCAUCUUCGAGUUUUCACAGGCUGCGCAACAUGUCGUCAGCGCCAUGUGAAGUGCGACGAACACUCGCCCUCGUGUAUGAAUUGCAGUCGCCUUUCUUUGUGCUGCGAUUACAGUCGCAAAUUCUCCUUCAAGAUCACGCUCCCAGAUGAUUAUCGUCUGUCCAGCGAGGGGCGUCUGCAUGAUGAGAAUGGAGCUAAUGAUGUCGAGAAGGCGGAGGAGGGGGGUCACCAGCUGUGGUCGCAUAUGGCUGCAAUUUCCCCAGAUGCUAGCACCUCUUCCAUCUCCGAGUUACCCGAAGUCUCCACGCCUGGUAUGCCGCCCGGACUCACGUGGGCUUCAGAAGACUUAGAUGAUGAUCCUGAGACAGUUGACGCUACCUCCUCGUCAUCUUACACGAUGGCUCUUCAUCGAACAUCGGCUUUCUCUGUUCACUCAGUGUUAUAUUACGACCACUUUCUUACAACCGUGUCUACCAUGCUCAUCAUCUAUGACACGCCCUCCAACUCAAAUCCAUUUCGAUCAUUUCCUCAGUUGGCCGGUUCAUCCGGCCUGCUUCAGCACGCCAUGAUUGCUCUCGGUGCGCAGCAUCUGGCGAAUAUACCUGGAACGCAAGACAGGUAUUCCCACAACCGUGCUGCCAUGGACGCGUAUGCUGAGGCCAUUACCCAACUCAAGGGCAUUUCUCCGCCCAUAAACGCCUCCUCCCAAUUGGAAAUACUGGCCACUAUCCUGCUGUUGUGUAUCUUUGACCAGAUGUCAUCAACAGGAUCUCGAUGGAAGAUCCAUCUGGCAGGAGCUUGUGAGCUAUUUGAGUCUAUGUAUCGCCCGCGGGUUGCGAUGGCGGAUGAGGGUAUGGUGAUGGACAGCCAAAGCAAGUUAUUUAUCACAUCAAUGCGCAGGUUUCUCGCCUCCUUUCUCUCGUAUCUAGACGUCGCUGCGGCGUGCGCAACGGGAGAGGGUACUAUGAUCCCAGGUGACUACUGGGAAAGAUUCGGAGGAUGGGAAUAUAAUCUGGGCGUCCCAAGUUUUCAUCUGGGUAACAGCGGCGCCGAUCGAGUGCUUUCUCAACUCCGCCAUUCCUGGUCUCGAAUCAUGACCAUUCAGGCCGACAUCAGCAGGUUCGCGAAAAUGCAGAGAAAUUGGCUAAGUGACGACCAACGAGAAAUGUUCCAAGCCGACCUUGCGCACAGAAUCAAGAAUUGGCACAAUAGUGCGCCCAGCAUCUAUGCUUCGUUGAGCCAACUGGAUCAGAUACCUCUUGGCUCUACCGAUAGGGUACAUGAAAUAUUAAUUGCUGCGGCAUGCAUUCGAUCCUACGCAUGCGCAUGUGUUAUAUAUCUCCGGAUGGUUGCCACACAGAGGCUUUGUACUCCAUCAACAGAUCCCGACUUAAAGCUCCCAGUUGAGGAAACCUUGAGGAUGUGCCUGAACUUCUCGAAUGGGCUUAACAGAAUGGCCAUUUUGUGGCCACUGUUUACAGCCGGUGCUGCGUCGGUUGAUGAAUGUCAACAGUCCCUUGUACGCGAAAGCCUACUAGCGAUGCAGUGCUUUGGCUUUAAGGUAUGUUAA